Messenger RNA from Epithele typhae, 1215 nucleotides. RefSeq lists its product as uncharacterized. The record is from RefSeq and is a predicted model, not a curated record. Bases 1 to 1215 code for a protein of 404 amino acids. The transcript is spliced from 2 exons. NCBI's taxonomy places the organism in Eukaryota, Fungi, Basidiomycota, Agaricomycetes, Polyporales, Epitheliaceae.
AUGCCCGUUCGGGAGAGGAACCACAUCGACGCGGCGCACGUGUUCAAGCAACGGCAUCGCUCCCUGACCGCGAGGCAGCAUCUGCGCAAGCGCGUCGACGCAGACCGCGCUCUGGUCCACGAGAGCGAGCUCGACACGCGCGGCCUCGGGGACGACAAGGCACUCGAGGAGCGCGGCCACCUGGCUGCGUCCACGUCCUGGACGACGAGCGUCCGGAGCUCAGCCAGCGUCACGGUCGAGCCCCCACCACCCCCAUCCUCCGCGCCGCCCUCCUCGCCGUCGGCAGCCGCAAAGUCGAGCGCGUCCAACGCGUCGACGACCGUCAGCGCCCGCAGGCCCGCGCAGCGCCCCAGCGCGUCCACAAAGUCCGCCGCGCGCACCCGCCGCGCCGCGCCCGCGCGCCCGUUGCACCCGCGCACCUCCAGCGUCCGCAGCCGCGGGAGCGCCCCCGGCGGCAGCCGCCCGAGCACGAGCCCGUCGAGCACGAGCUCCCGCAGCGCGGGGAACCACCCGGGGACGAACGACACCCCUACGCCCGCGCCCGCGAUCACGCCCCGCGCGCGGCGUCCGCGACGUGCUGGUCUGGUGCUUCUCUCUCCCGCGGCCGUCGAGCCGGAGGCGCUCGAGUGCGGCGCCCGCGCCGAGCGUCGCGAGGAAGAAGAGGAAGAGGCGCGGCGCGGCGGCGCGCGCGCACGCGACGGCGCGCACGCGGUGCGCGUGCGGGCGGAGCGCGUCCGCGACGGGCACGACGUGCAGCGGGUCCGCGCACGCGAGCGCGAGGGGGCGGCGGCGGAGCGCGCGAGAGCGUGGGCGUCGCGCGGAGGAGGGCGCGCCAGGCGCGGGAGACGCGCUCGAGGGUGGGGUGCGGCGGGCGGCGGCGGCGGCGGCGAUGGGGGGCUCGUCGGCGGGGCUGGUGAGGAAGGAGAGGAUGUGGAUGAGGAGCUCGGGCGGGAGGCGGGCGAUGGGGCUGCGGCUGGUCGUGUGGGAUGGCGGUGUGCGCGCCGGGGUGGGGUCCGGGAAGGAGUCCCUUGGGUGGUUUCGAUGGCGGUGGCGGGGUCGGAGAGGCCAUCCUGGAGUACUACGAGAUCCUUGCUCGCUCUCGCCACGUGUGAAUUGUACCGAAAGCUGGUGGAUGCGCCGUUUGGAGAUACGUGGUGGUUGGAGGACAGACCAAGUGGGCAGCGGCGGGUUGGCGCAGCGAGCGAGACCAUAUAG